Dendroctonus ponderosae (mountain pine beetle) is the source of this 540-nucleotide messenger RNA. Its product is annotated as cuticle protein 38. The coding region runs from base 66 to 431 and encodes 121 amino acids. The record is from RefSeq and is a predicted model, not a curated record. Lineage: Eukaryota; Metazoa; Arthropoda; Insecta; Coleoptera; Curculionidae. The transcript has 3 exons.
UAUGUCAUGACAUUGACCUGCCUGGUAGUGAUUUUCCUAUCUGGGCGCUUUUUGCAACUUGCACGAUGAGGUAUAAAAGCGGUGGGUCUUCAGACACAUGCUACAUUGUCUCCUUUAACCAACCAUACCAGCAGUAUCCCACCCAUCAACAUAUCAACAUGUUCAAAACGAUUUUCGCCCUUUCCUGCCUUCUCUGCGUCGUAAAAGCUGGUUACUUAACAGCUCCGUUAGCUUACCAUGCCCCCAUCGUCAAAGCCGCAGUACCUGUAGCCACGUCUUACCAAAACACUUAUCAGAUAUCUUCUGCAGCUGUGCCUGUGGUGGUCAAAGCUGCCCCCGUAAUCGCCGCCCCUGCUGUGCACUACGCCGCUGCUCCAGCUAUUAUUAAGAGCCCGCUGUUAGCUGCCCCUUUGCCAUAUGCUUACCACUAAGCGAUAAUUAUUGCUGUUUUUGUAUGAAUUUAAACUAGAGCUGCAAAUUCGUACAGUCAUCGUGUAGAGAAUGGGACGCUUUUUUUAAUUAUAACUGCUAUCAGUAGAA